Messenger RNA from Fonsecaea multimorphosa CBS 102226, 528 nucleotides. RefSeq lists its product as uncharacterized. NCBI's taxonomy places the organism in Eukaryota, Fungi, Ascomycota, Eurotiomycetes, Chaetothyriales, Herpotrichiellaceae. The record is from RefSeq and is a predicted model, not a curated record. The transcript is spliced from 2 exons. Bases 1 to 528 code for a protein of 175 amino acids.
AUGAAGUUUGAGAAGAUAUCGAAACCCAGCGGGGGCAUCGUCCGCAACACGUCCAGGUUUCUUUACCAGGCUGAGGCCUUGUUUGGUGGGAUCAUCCUUGGUAUCGUGAGUUGGUACCUUUCUCAUUGGAGAGACACCGAAAAGUAUCCGGGGGCACGUCUGUGCUUCACUGAGGUCUUUGCUGGCUUCGCCAUCAUGUACGGAAGCAUCGCCAUCUGGACCUACAAUUGGUUCCCCAUCUGCUUUGCAGUGAUCAACUUCAUCUUCAGCCUGGCAUUCUUCUCCGCCUUUGGCGCGCUGAUCGAAUUUGACUGUGACAAGAACUGGGUUGGGUGGGAAGUGAAUGUUGGCAAGGGAUACAAGGCAUGCUGGAAGACGACCGAGGCCUUUACCUUCAUCGCCGCCUUUUGCUUCCUGGUCAGCACCGUCUUUGCGCUAAUGACCAAAUCCGCCACGACCGAGCACCACAUCCACAUGAUGCAUAGGAAAGCCAGCGGAACCAGCAGCACCGCCGAGACCCAAGUCUAA